CUCCUGUCGACAGCAGGAUGUUGCCACAGCGACCCGCGCCGCGUCGCCCCAGUGUGGCAGAAAGGAUAGAAGAAGAUGCUUCGAGUGUAACAAAGCUAACCUCCGUUUUACCUGCAGCUACACUUGCUCCUGUGCGCGCGAUGACAGAGCGCACCAUGCCAUCACAUGCCCCUCGGUUCGACAAGAAGAACACUGGUCUUCUAGCGAAGUUUCAAAUGCUGCAACAUCACCAACCUGACAAGCUCCGCCCGAACAGUCCAACAUUCAAAGAAUCCACGUUGAGCUUACAGCGCAACAUGGCUGCUCUGACGUCGUUCAACCUGAAGGAGAAGCAGAGCGUGCAAGUAUUGAAACAACAAUUGGAGCAAACGCAAGUCGAAAUCGAAUCACUGAAGAUCGAGCUUGGGCUAGCCAAAGGCGAAUCAAAGCGACUGUCCGACGAGCUUCAUGUCGACAAGACGUCCACGGCGCACGCGAUUAUCCAGGCCAACCAAAAGCGGCAGUCGGACGUUGACAAGAAGCAGUUGGAGGACAACCACCAAGUCGAGAUUUUCAAAUGGGAGAACCGGUGCCAAGAGAUCAGUGCCAACCACAAGCAGCUGGCGAAAUUGCUGGCCAGGGCGCAAGAUAACGAGCGAGUGUUGACGCGAAAGGCGGCCGACGCCGCCGAGCACGUCACAGCCCUAGAAACCACUGUUGCUGCCCUUCGCCUUGAGCUGCAAACGAUCGCUCGUGCCAAGCUGGCUGAGGACGACACGCUGAAAGCCCGAGCCGAAAAUGAAGCGCUGCGUUGCAAAGUCGUGGCGUUGAACCAGUCUUUGGAUGACGUUCACGCUAAGGAGCGCGACGCGCGCAACACACUCACAAUCAAGACGAUGCAGUUUGCGCAGGAGAAGGACGCGUUGCUGCGAGAAAUUUCGCACGUGAGGGACGAAUGGACAGCAGCGCGAGCACAUGGCCAACUCGAGCACGACAAACUGACGGCCAUCAUUGCUCGCGACGAAAAGCACAAGGCGGAUCUCGAGUCGCAGGUCGUGGAUCUCACCGACAAGUGCAUCGCGUUGGAUGAGGCAGCAUCCAGUGUGCGCAAGCAGCUCGACUUUCAAGUCAAAGUUAUCGACGACAAGCAGCUGGCCCUGGACCAGACCAAGGCUCUCGCUGCACAGCACGAGCGCGACGUCGAACGGCUCAUGCGCGAAAUUGCCGCACUCGAUGGAGAGAACGCCACCAUGCGGGAAAAGCUCAUCAUGGUGUCGGACGUGUGGGCGGCGUGCACGUCCCAGAAUCCGACUGUCCAAGCGCUCCAACAGGGGCGCCAAGGACAGAAUGAAGCACUUGCGAUUGUGCUCGACGAAAAGGAACGACUCAAGGCAGAGGUCGUCAAGGCAAAGGAGGAGGUGGCGAAACUGACUGCGCAACUCGCCAAGGGCGCGCCAUCGGGCGACGUCGUGGCGCUCCAGACGCAGCUGGCGAGCAUGCUAAACAAGAAGAACGAGCUGCUUCUGAUGAUGGACCAGAUGAAGGCUGAACUGACGACCCUCACGACAUCCCACACGACACUCCGUAUUGCCCACGACACGUUGCUCCAGCGCUGUGCCGCGCUAGAGGAAGUCGCAAUGGAUCCGUCGGUGAUUAUCAUGCUCAAGCAAGCCCAACUCGACUUGACCGACACUGUGAACAAGCUCGUGGAAGCUGAGACUUCGUCCGAGGUAUGUAUGUUGCAUGCUAGAUCCCCGCAUGCGUUCGUUAACAUGCGUGCGUUGUCGCAAGACUGCGUUCACUUGUUUGAAGUGCAUGUCGAUCUUUGUUCGACCGGUGACGCUCACUGGAUGUGGACACACGUACUGCGAGUCGUGCUUGUACAGCACACGGGGAUCUGGCGUCGGUCAUGCGUGCAAGGAGUGCGGAGCAUGGAGUUCAUCGGAUGGUCUAUUUCACAACAACGCGCUCGCCGACUUGGCGUCUCGGUUCGUGUAUCGACAACAGACGUUGUCAAGUUUGACGGGAGUAUGCCAAUCCCUCGAAGACGCGUUUGCGGCGCCCACUGUCGCGCUCGUCGUCGGUGGCACCGGCAAGACAUAGAUGGCGUCGGGACCGCUGUAAGAAAAAUUCGAAUGCGAAGAAAUCUUUCCCUGUCAAAGCCGUGGAAACGCAUGAAAGAUCUCGACCGACGUAUCCAAUCAGGCGACGAGAAAGAUGUAAUUUUGACCAAUGAAAUCACGUCAGUUACGAAGGGGGCGACGAAUUAGACUUGGA
This is a messenger RNA of Aphanomyces invadans, 2256 nucleotides long. RefSeq lists its product as hypothetical. Bases 18 to 2249 code for a protein of 743 amino acids. The transcript is spliced from 10 exons. NCBI's taxonomy places the organism in Eukaryota, Oomycota, Saprolegniomycetes, Saprolegniales, Verrucalvaceae. The record is from RefSeq and is a predicted model, not a curated record.